AUCAAUGACAUGUAGUGUUGUUCAAACUUCUUUUAAGGUAAAAUACAUUUCAAGACCUUGAAAGAUGCUGGUGCUGAUACUGAUAACGGUGGUGGAGGUAGUGCUGGUCGCGGCCGGGCAGCCCACUGUGGAGGUGACGCUGAAGAAGGGUGUUAUUACGGGAUCGCGGGAGCAUGCCCUAAACGGCUACGAGUACUAUAGCUUCAGUACCAUUCCCUAUGCCAGGCCACCCGUUGGGCCCCUUCGCUUCAAGGAUCCCGAGCCGGCCCCCGCAUGGAGCGGCGUCAGGAACGGCUCACUACCCUUUCCGAAGUGUCCACAGUCUUCCAUCCUCCUUAUGACUAACUACCUUUUCACGGGACAAGAAGACUGCCUCUACCUCAACGUCUAUACACCAAGGCCGUACAAGUCCAAUCUGCCCGUCAUGGUGUUUAUUCAUGGCGGGGCUUAUAUGGUUGGAUCAGCCAUGGGGUCGUACCCGCCAAUGCUGCCAGCGCCUCUGGUACAGAAAGACGUGGUGGUGGUCGCCAUGAACUAUCGCAUAGGCGCCCUCGGCUUCCUCUCAACGGGGGACAGUGUUUUGCCAGGAAAUCUUGGUCUCAAGGACCAGACUCUGGCCCUGCAGUGGAUUCAAGACAACAUUAUGGACUUAGGCGGCGAUCCCAACCGGGUCACCAUCUUCGGGAUCAGCGCAGGCGGGGUCUCAUCGCACCUGCACAUCCUCUCCCCGAGCUCAGCGGGGCUGUUCCAAAGAGCCAUCCUGCAGUCAGGCACGGCACUACUGGCACCCACUUACGUUCCCGCUCGGAAGGGCGCCAUCAGCAUCAGCAAGGCACUCAAUUGUACCGGCGAGAAGAGCCAGCAACUCCUGGCGUGUUUCAUGAAUGCAUCUGUUGAGAACUUGGUGAAUGCCCAAAGCAGCUUAACUGAAUGGUUCGAUCUUCCUAUGACUGUGGGUGUUCAAGUGGACGGAACCUUCUUGCCUGAACACCCGGCCGUCCUACUCAGGUCUGGGCGGUACAACAAGGUGGAUGUGAUUAUCGGAUGGACGAAGGACGACGGUACCGUCAUUACAGCAGGCAUGUUCAGCGAAAAAGGCGAAAAAAGCUUGCGAGAUGUAAACGAAAACUUCCAAAAGGUAGGGCCAAUUUUAUUCUCACUCAUGGAGGAGGAGCAUCCCGUCUAUCUGGCUCAACGCAUAAGGUUUCAUUACAUGGAGGCCGCCAACGUGACGCUGGACAACGAGCCUGUAUUCACGAGUCUUGUGGGAGACGCUGGAUUUGUGAUGCCCGGAGUACAAUCAGCUGAGUUUCACGCCAAAAUACCACACAUCAAAACUUUCAUAUACAAGCUUGAACACUGCAGUGAGAACUCCUUGGCUUCCAUCUUGGCACAAACUUCAAUCCGGAGAAAAAUUGCGGGACAUGGUGAUGAUGUCCAAUACCUAUUCCAAAGCCCACCACCCCUUGGCCCUCUCAGCCGUCCACAGGAUGUCCAAGUACAGGACAUCAUCACCACCCUCUGGACCAACUUUGCUUACACGGGGAAUCCAACUGUGAACGGUACGCUGGGCUUCAGAUGGACUCCUGUCACUCCCGAACAGCCUCUCCGUUACCUCUCCAUCACUACCACACCCACCAUGCAAUCUGUGGAUAAACGCAUCCAAGACUUUUGGAAUUCCGUGCCGACCAAAACCACCAAACUGCUCUAUCCUGAGCGUUUCUUUCAAUGCGAGGAAGGAUACGGGACAUCGCAGCCCUUUGGCCCGAGCUGCACAACAGUCUGAACACACUGACUGGCGAGACUCACAUUUUAGUAACCUAAGAAACUAGUAAUAUCGAGAGAGAGAAAGAGAAAGAGAAAGAGAGAGAGAGAGAGAGAGAGAGAGAGAGAGAGAGAGAGAGAGAGAGAGAGAGAGAGAGAGAGAGAACAUCUGAACAUUUGAACAUAUAUUAAUAACUAACA
This is a messenger RNA of Scylla paramamosain (green mud crab), 1965 nucleotides long. RefSeq names its product cholinesterase 1-like. Lineage: Eukaryota; Metazoa; Arthropoda; Malacostraca; Decapoda; Portunidae. The record is from RefSeq and is a predicted model, not a curated record. The transcript has 11 exons. Bases 65 to 1786 code for a protein of 573 amino acids.